Hevea brasiliensis (rubber tree) is the source of this 2367-nucleotide messenger RNA. RefSeq names its product pentatricopeptide repeat-containing protein At5g39680. The coding region runs from base 67 to 2184 and encodes 705 amino acids. Gene Ontology annotation, molecular function: protein binding; RNA binding; zinc ion binding. Gene Ontology annotation, biological process: RNA modification. The transcript has a single exon. Lineage: Eukaryota; Viridiplantae; Streptophyta; Magnoliopsida; Malpighiales; Euphorbiaceae. The record is from RefSeq and is a predicted model, not a curated record.
AAUUGUUUUUAACAAAAAUAUUGUAUAUUUAGAAGGCAAAAUUGGGCUAAACGUGAGCGAAGGCAGAUGCUAAACCCGCGAAAAACCCAUGCGUCCCUCAGAUACGGGCCGUAUCUUUUCAAGCAUAACCAGUCACCCUCUGCUCCUCCUCCUCACCCCAUCAAGCUCUUAAAACUAUCAGCUGAUACUAAAAACCUCAAAUUUGGUAAACUAAUUCAUGCCUAUUUAAUCAUUACGAAUCGAACUACCAAAAACAACGCACUUGAGACGAAUUCCUUGAUCAAUUUUUAUGCAAAAUGCAAUGAACUUUUUACUGCUCGCAAACUGUUCGAUGGUAUGCGUCAAAGAAAUUUAGUGUCCUGGAGUGCUUUGAUGACUGGGUAUUUGCAUAAUGGGUUUUCAUUUGAAGUUAUUAGGUUGUUGAAAGAUAUGGUUUCUGGUGAUGCUGUAAGCCCAAAUGAGUACAUUUUUGCUAUUGCUCUGGCUUCUUGUUCUCACAGCAGAAGAGUCGAAGAAGGUCAACAAUGUCAUUGCUAUAUAUUGAAGUCUGGUUUGGUGUUUCAUCAAUAUGUAAGGAAUGCUCUUUUACAUAUGUAUUCAAAGUGUUUCAGUUUCCAAGAGGUUAUGUGGAUCUGGAAUCUAGUGCCUGGAAAUGAUGUUUUUGCUUAUAAUUCGGUUUUGAGUGGAGUUCUGGAAAAUGGUUAUCUCAAGGAAGGUUUUGAGGUUUUGAGGAGGAUGGUCAGUGAUCGUGUGAAGUGGGACACUGUCACUUAUGUUAAUGUUUUUGGGCUUUGUGCCUGUCUGAAAGAUUUAAGGUUGGGUUUGCAAGUGCAUGGUAAGAUGUUGAUGAGUGAUGUUGAAUGUGAUGCAUAUGUUAGCAGUGCAAUGAUUAAUAUGUAUGGGAAAUGCAGGGAAGCUUUAAAUGCUAGAAGAGUUUUUGAUGGGUUGCGAAGUCAAAAUGUGGUGUUGUGGACAGCGAUUAUUGCUGCUUAUUUCCAAAAUGGGUGCUUUGAGGAAGCAUUGAAUUUUUUUUCAAAAAUGAAACUUGAUGGCGCAAGACCAAACGAGUUUACCUUUGCUGUCACACUGAAUGCCACUGCGGGUUUGUCUGCUAUAAGACUUGGGCAUUUGUUACAUGCAUGCACUGAGAAAUCAGGUUUUAAGGAUUAUGUUACUGUUGGAAAUGCUUUGAUCAAUAUGUAUGCAAAGAGUGGCAACAUACAAGCAGCAAACAAGGUAUUUUCGGACAUGACACUUCGAGACACUAUUACUUGGAAUGCAAUGAUAUGCGGCUACUCACAUCACGGGCUAGGUAAGGAAGCUCUUAAUGUUUUUCAAGAAAUGUUAGUUGCAGAAGAGUAUCCUAACUAUGUGACUUUCAUAGGGGUUCUCUCUGCUUGCUGUCAUCUAGGUUUGGUGCAGGAAGGUUUCUGCUAUCUGAACCAAAUGAAAGAGAGUAAUAUUGUGCCUGGUUUGGAGCAUUAUACUUGUAUUGUUGGCCUUCUGAGCAAGGCUGGAAGACUUGAUGAUGCUCAGAACUUUAUGAGGUCUAUGCCUGUAAAGUGGGAUGUUGUUGCCUGGCGUACUUUAAUAAAUGCUUGUCAUAUACAUCGAAACUAUGGUUUAGGAAAGCGAAUUGCAGAAUGGGUCUUAGAGAUGGAUCCGAAUGAUGUGGGCACCUAUAUGCUACUAUCUAAUAUGUACGCCAAGGCAAAGAGGUGGGAUGGAGUAGUCAAAAUUAGGAAGCUAAUGAGGGACAAAAACUUGAAGAAAGAACCUGGGGUGAGCUGGAUAGAGAUAAGAAAUGUCGCUCAUGUUUUUGUUUCAGAAGACACUAAACAUCCAGAGCACAAUGAGAUUUAUGAAAAGGUAAAGGAACUAUUGACUAUGAUUAAGCCACUGGGUUAUGUUCCGGAUACUGGUGCAGUGCUGCAUGAUGUAGAGGAUGAGCAGAAGGAUCAUUAUCUUAGUUAUCACAGUGAGAAGUUGGCCAUAGCAUAUGGUCUUAUGAAAACACCUUCAAAAGCACCAAUUAUUGUAAUAAAGAACCUUAGAAUGUGUGACGAUUGCCACUUGGCUGUGAAACUUAUUUCAAAGGUUGCAAAUAGGAUGAUAAUUGUUAGGGAUACCAAUCGUUUCCAUCAUUUUCAAGAAGGGUAUUGUUCUUGUGCAGAUUACUGGUGACAUGUAAUGUACUUCUUAGUUGUACAUAUAAAGAGAAAAUUGCAUGCUAAAAAACUCGGACUGCUGAGACCACGUUAGCCAUGGCAACUUCAGGAUAUUGAGAUUGUUGGAGGCCCCCAAAAGUAUGAUAUUUAUGUAAGUUGUUCUAUUGAAGCAUUGCACGGAGGAACAUUUUUUUCUAAA